CUAUACGUCACGCUAGGUUUCUUGUUGGCAUUGACUGCUUAGUGCCCAACAUGGAAGGAAAAAACAGUUCAGAACUAGAGGGACCAAGUUUAGCCAGGGACAUUCUACAGGACGAAUGUUAUACAGAUUUUCUAAAGGAUGAAUUUGAUGUUAAAAUUUACACCUCCCAGUCUAUUCAUCAAGCUGUGAUAGCAGAACAGUUGGCAAAGCUUGCUCAAGGUAUCAGUCAGCUGGAUAAAGAGCUUCACUUCCAGGUUGUUGCAAGACAUGAAGAUCUUCUGGCCCAGGCCACAGGAAUUGAAUCUUUAGAAGGUGUUCUCCAGAUGAUGCAGACUAGAAUUGGAGCCUUGCAAAGCGCAAUUGAUAGAAUUAGAGCAAAAAUUGUUGAUCCUUAUAACAAAAUUGUGUCUCGAACCGCACAGCUGGCUCGUCUACAGUCGGCGUGUGAUUUGCUGAGGAGAAUUAUACGCAUCUUGUAUCUCAGUAAGAGACUUCAGGGACAGUUACAAGGGGGAAGUCGCGAGAUUACCAAAGCUGCACAGAGUCUCAAUGAACUUGAUUAUCUUUCUCAAGGCAUGGACCUGUCAGGUAUAGAAGUGAUUGAGAACGAUCUCCUCUUCAUCGCUAGAGCUCGCCUUGAAGUGGAAAACCAAGCCAAGCGUUUGCUGGAGCAAGGAGUUGAGACUCAGAAUCCAACUCAAGUGGGGACAGCUCUUCAAGUUUUCUACAACCUGGGAGCCUUGAAGGAUAUCAUUAAUAGUGUUGUGGAUGGCUAUUGUACUUCCCUUGAUGAAAACAUCAACAAUGCAUUAGAUAUCAAAAUCCUGACUCAAACAUCGCAAACUGUUCAAAGAGGGGCCCCAGGGCGAGCAGCAAUUCCACAGCCAGGAAACACUGCAGCGUUUCGAGCUGCUCUUUGGACAAAUAUGGAGAAAUUAAUGGACCAAAUUUAUGCGGCCUGUGUUCAGGUGCAACAUCUCCAGAAAGUGCUGACCAAAAAAAGAGACCCCGUAUCCCAUGUAUGUUUUAUUGAUGAAAUUGCAAAGGUUGGCCAAUCUGAUAUUCUGUACACAUUUUGGAAUUCUGUUACUCAAAUACUUUCAUCUCAGUUCGAAAAGGCAACAAACUCUUCGAUGUUUCUGAAGCAGGCGUUUGAAGGAGAAUACCCCAAACUGCUGAGACUUUAUAAUGAUUUGUGGAAGCGACUUCAACAAUACAGUCAGAAUUUACAGGGCUCAUUUACAAGUAACGGAAGCGCUGAUCUUGUUUCCGAGGUUCACCCGAUUGAUGAUGAUUCACAGGACAUGUUUACAAUGAAAAAGAUAGAUAAUGAUCCCGAAAAAAUGCUGAAAGACUCGCUGCAACCUUAUGAAGCGGCGUAUCUAUCAAAGUCUUUAUCUCGUCUGUUUGAUCCAAUCAAUUUGGUGUUUCCACCUGGAGGUCGUAACCCCCCUUCUGCUGAUGAACUUGAUAGCAUCAUUAAAACCAUUUCAAGUGAAAUGAACGUGGCUUCGGUGGAUUCUCACCUCUGUUCUGCAGUCUCCAAAAAUGUGGCUAAGACAAUACAACUUUUUAGUGUCAAGUCAGAACAGCUGUUGUCUACACAAGGAGAAGCAAGUCAAGUGAUCGGGCCUCUUACCGAAGGGCAAAGAAGAAAUGUGGCUGUGGUGAAUUCAUUGUAUAGACUUCACCAAUCUAUCCAAAAGGUUAUAUCUGGACAAAGUGCACUCCCGCCAACUGCUAAGGAAACGAUUUCUGCUGCCUUAAAGGUAAUAUAUAGUCUUAUGGGAAGUGCUGUUCAACCAUUACUAAAUUCAGUAGGAGACUCAGUGGAGGCUAUCAUUAUAACCAUGCAUCAAGAAGACUUCUCUGGUAAUGUAACAAACUCAGGAAAACCAGACGUACCAUGUUCUUUAUACAUGAAAGAAUUACAAGGCUUCAUUUCAAGGGUGAUGAGUGACUAUUUCCGACAUUUUGACUGUCUAGACUUUGUUUAUGACCAUACUGAAGCAAUUGCACAAAGAGCCAUUGAGGUUUUCAUACGAAAUGCAAGUUUGCUACGACCUCUGGGUGAAGGUGGAAAAAUGAGACUUGCUGCUGAUUUUGCACAGAUGGAAUUAGCGGUGGCUCCUCUGUGCAGGAGAGUUUCUGAUCUUGGAAAAUCAUACAAGCUUUUGCGAUCCUUCAGGCCUUUGCUCUUCCAGACCAGUGAACAUAUUGCUAGCAGCACAUCUCUAGGGGAUAUUAUCCCGUACAGCGUUAUUCUACAAUUCUUAUUUACACGGGCACCUCCAGAACUGAAAUCACCCUACCAGAGAGCUGAAUGGUCGAUUGCUCGUUAUUCCCAGUGGCUUGACGAUCAUCCAUCUGAGAAAGACAGGCUUCUUCUUAUUAGGGGAGCACUUGAAGCUUACAUGCAAUCUGUCAAAGCUAGAGAAGGAAAGGAAUUUGCACCAGUUUAUCCUAUAAUGGUUGAAGUGCUUCAGAAAGCAAUGUCGUCACUGCAGUAACUAUUCUGAAAGGCUACAGCCGUCUAAAGCUAUACUGGAUAGAUGAGAAUAUGCCAGAAGGGAAAAUGAUAAUUUAAGAUGUGAUUGGUACCCCCAUUCCCCUCCCCACAAGAGCUAUAAUAAUAAAAAAAAGGUGGUUUUCUGUAUGCGGAUAAUAAAAAAUAGUUUAAGUAUAAAUAUAUUCAUGAUCACAAGACGCUUUAUGCAAUACAUUUUGUUUACUUAAUAAAUUUGUUACAAAUA
Messenger RNA from Bombina bombina (fire-bellied toad), 2753 nucleotides. It is a transcript of the gene COG5, whose product is annotated as component of oligomeric golgi complex 5. The coding region runs from base 51 to 2510 and encodes 819 amino acids. Lineage: Eukaryota; Metazoa; Chordata; Amphibia; Anura; Bombinatoridae. The record is from RefSeq and is a predicted model, not a curated record. The transcript has 22 exons. Gene Ontology annotation, cellular component: COG complex. Gene Ontology annotation, biological process: intra-Golgi vesicle-mediated transport.